Messenger RNA from Vitrella brassicaformis, 2490 nucleotides. NCBI's taxonomy places the organism in Eukaryota, Vitrellaceae. The record is from the annotation of a GenBank genome assembly.
CGGGACAUUCGUUUACCGAAUACAUAGAGCAAUGUCAUUUCUGCCCUGUCUGGUACUCGGUCGCAUGUGCGCGCUUCGUGACGUGCUCCUACCCACGCAAAAGGCUGAUUGCAGUGAAGUGAUUGUAACAGAAAUCAGCUUUUCGGCAUGACAGACACGCACGCGACGAAGCGGGCACUUGUGCAAUCCCACAGUGCACGUGUCUCGCUUCCAUCACACUAUCAUCCGUCUGUACCACAUAACCAACCGUCGAUGCCUCAACUACCUAAAGUACCUAACACACAUAGAAACCUGCCUUCCAACUACAGCUCUUAAGACACGUCAUCAUCUUGCCACAACCCAUACCGCCACAGACACGUCGCGUCGCAUCACACCGCCCGCUCUCUAUCCUGUCUGUCUAUCAGUCACGCACUCACUGCAUCAGAACUGCACAGGCAUCCUGGGCGGCAUCCUUCUUGAGUUGGACACCGAGCCCGGAAACCCGUAGCCAGCACUGUGUCCAAACAAGUCACCUGCACAAGAUGAAAGAAAAACCAAGUGCGGUGCAGUGCAUGACCACCACGAUCGCACCGCACGUGGGUGUCUCUUCUGCCCGCUCACUCACUCACUCACCAGGGAAGCCCAAGUUGUCCCUCUCCUUUUCCACCUCACCGAUGCCAGCAUGUCUGUGCUGCCCAGUCUGCCCCGAAGGAAACCCCAUCAGCCGAUCAAGCGGAUGACCACCGGCACCACCCUGACCAAACAGAUCAUUCAGUCCACCCCCCGCGCCGUCUGGGCUGCCGAACAGAUCGCUCAACGGGUCUCGUCGCCUCCCUGAUUGUCCGUGCGGCUGCUGCCAGAGGCUGUCGAAGCCAGGGAGGGAUGCGUCAUGCCGCCUUUGCUCCUCGUGUUGCGCUGCCUCCUGUCCGUCCGUGAGUUGAGCCAGGUGGUUCCUCUUGUCUUUGCCGAGGGAUGAGAGGAGCUUCUGCAGCUGGUCUUCUACAGAGCCUGAUGACGCUGGCGAGCCGAAGCCCCUGUCAUGUGGAGAUGAGCGGUCCCUCCUGCCCCGCCCGAAAAGUCUCUCCAGAUCUUCGAGCAUAUCGGUCUUCUUGUCAGCAGCAGCAGGUCUCCCAUCGAGUGGUGUGCGACCAGCCAUGUGCUCCGCAUGCACAGCACCAACAUCGUCGUGCACAGCCGCAUCUGCUGGCCGGGCGCCCUCAGAUGGUUGCUGUGGGGGCUGCUGUGCUGAUUGUGCCGCCUGGUCGACAGAUGGCUUGUCCACCUGUGCCCUCAGCUCGGCAGCAGGUAGAUCGGCGACGGUCGUAGCGGCGCUGGCGGGCUGUUUCUUGCCAUCAACGGCGGCUGCAGCGUGUUCUUUCUCCUUGGCAGCGUCCACCGGCUGUUCCUUGGAUUGGUCGGAAGCAGGGGGAGGGGCAGCAUUGACGUCUUGCUCAGGGUGGUCCGGGGCGACCGGCUCUCCCUCAAUGAGCACGGGCACCUCCCCUCCUCCUUUUGUCUCCUCUUGAGCCGCGCCGCCCUUCUCACCCUCAGUCUGACUGCUGCCGAUCUUGUCGGCUUGUGGCGGCGCGUCAUGCUGUGUGUUGCUCUCAACCGCCGCUUCCACAGGUGGGGGUCUCGCGAUACUUGGCAUCCCGUCUCGUCGAAACGCCACAUCUCCUCGGGCCACUGCUGCUGGUGCAGCUGGCGCUUCGUCGCCUCUGUCGAUUGCCUUGCUGCCGUCUUGCUUCACCGGCGCACUCGACGACGCCGUGCUGCCGACAGCUCCUGCUGCCGCCUUGUCGUGUGCGGUGGCGCCUGCCGGCUCGUUGGGAAGGUGGGGUGCCGGCCGCCGUCUCAGAAUGCCUUGGAAGGGGAUGUGACUGUGGCUGCUGCCCCGCUCGCUGUCACUCUCAGCAGUGACGGAUGCAUCCUUGUGUGCACCGCGCUCUGACAGGACCUGAAGAUCUUGGACAGCGGCGGCGGGAGGGGGAGGGGGAGGGGGAGGAGGAGGAGGAGGGGGAGGCUGCUGGGCCACAGGUGGCACGUGGACGCCUUGAGGGUCCGUCUUGCCGACUGGUGCCUCUGGUUGUUGGGGCGGUGGCAACUGCUGCUCCUCUGGCUGCUGAUGUGCUUGUGGUUGUGGUUGUGCUUGCGCGUUUGGGUCUUCAGGUAGGCUGGCGCCCUUGCGCGCCUGGUGCGUGAGGUCUGUAGCCUUGACUAAGACGGUCCAGCGCUUCUGAGGGACGCCGUCCAGCAUCUCCAGUGGAAGCUCACGGAAGCUCACGAACAAGUUGUAGUACAGGUACUGCGCACACAGAGCAAGACAACACAAGACAGCAGGGCGGAAUGAGGCCGCCUGCCUUUGUAUCUUGCAUCACGUGAGUGACGUUGCCUGCCAUGCAGAAGAAGAGGAAGCCGACGACGAGGUUCUUGAUGGCGAAAGAUUUGACUAUCAUCUUGCAGCCCUGAUCUUCGCUGGGAGUGGGGCGACGUUUCACACCAUUGCUGUUG